UAUCCAAGGGCAAAACAGAGAUUUAACAACGGCGGACAACGAAUAGCCUACUUUUCGUGGCUUCUGAAUAACUCGUCAUUUGCGAAGGAUUGAAGAAAAGCCCCAAUUGGUGGAUUCACAAUCUCUCUCUCUGUCCUGCUUCUCAAUCUCAUCAGAUUAAGUGAAAUGGCUGGUCACAAGAUUGCUCAUGCCACAUUGAAGGGGCCAAGCGUUGUCAAGGAGAUAGUUAUUGGGGCGGUGCUUGGUUUGGCUGCUGGAGGCCUUUGGAAAAUGCAUCACUGGAAUGAGCAGAGGAAAAUAAGGACAUUCUAUGACUUGCUGGAGAAAGGUGAAAUCAGUGUCGUUGCUGAAGAAUAGAUCUUCUGAGUUUCAAACAUGAUUUUGUGGACUCAUUCAAAGUUUGUUAAUCACUCUCUACUUUCCAUUUGGCUCUUGAACUUAAGAUGAUGAGCUUAGUCUGGGUUCUGAAUAAGUUUCUCAAACUGUUGUCGCAUACAUUAUUGUUUUAAAUGGAAGUUGAUUAAUCUUCUUCUUGUCAUUUAAUA
This is a messenger RNA of Rosa chinensis, 545 nucleotides long. RefSeq names its product cytochrome c oxidase subunit 5C-2. Bases 166 to 357 code for a protein of 63 amino acids. The transcript has 2 exons. The record is from RefSeq and is a predicted model, not a curated record. Lineage: Eukaryota; Viridiplantae; Streptophyta; Magnoliopsida; Rosales; Rosaceae.